UACGGAAAGCAAUUCCGUAUUACAGCGUAUCCGUGAAAAUUACAUUGUUACAUCUCUCGUUUGCAGAUUCUAUCGAUUGCGUCUAUAGUUUACGUCACGUUGAUUCAUAAUGCGGAAGCUGGGUCAGAGUCGCAGACUUCGAAUAUAAUUAGAAGUUCGGACCACCAGCAGAUUGUCGUGAUGGCUGCAAACAAAUAUUGACCGGGAUCGAUCGAAGAGGUUUUCUGGAAAUUAAUUCUUGAUGGAUUACAGACGUGAUUUGUUUGUAUUCCCAUAAAUAUCCAUAGCACGACAAACAUUCAAGUCUUAUUUAUAUUGUAUAAGAAACGUAUAUCAGAAUUGAUCGAGCAUAUCACGUGCGCAGUACAAUGACGAAGAUUAAAACGACUUGGAGUUGGACAAGUUAUAAUUUUGUUAACGUAAUUCGGAAUUUAAAAACAUUCGGGAAUGAGUAAGCAACAAUUUGCCACAAGAUUUAAAUAAGAAGAUUGCAAAAUAUAAAAUUUAUUAUACGUAAUGAUGAAAAUACGUUUGAAUUUAUUUUAUAGCUCCAGAUCCAAAUUUGUAUCGCAAAAUGUAAUUAUUUAACUUCAAGCAAAAUAUGCUUAUUUCUCUGGUUCGUACAUUUUAUAAUGCAAAUCUAAAUUUUUUAAAUAAAUUGAACGAAUUGAGAAUUGUACAUUGCAGCUUCGAGCUUGCAGCGUUAACUCGCACAUUUUCCCAAGUCCGCUGCCACAUGCGUCAUUCCUCAAGAGGAAGGUACGGGGUGCGGAAUAUCGCUUCUGCGUGCAAUCACGCAGCGCGCAGCCGCUCCGAUUUUCUCAAGGUAGAAACUCUGCCGAAGUUUUAGAAGAUGCGCGAUCGUGGACACGUGCGGAUUGUGUACAUGCAUUGUAGAGGAAAUACAUAACUCACCUCAUGGUAACUGUGUGUCGAGAAAGAAUUGUGAACGCAGUAGAAUAAAAUUCCAGAUUUAUUCUUUGUGCUCCUCCAGAGUCAGAAUGGAUGAGGCGGCAAUAGAACGUUUCUUAUCCGAGCAGAAAUACAAAUGCGAUCUUCUUUUGGAAGUGGGGAACAGCACCGAUCGAGCCAGCCGAUCGGAGAUGGAUCGCAGUAUCGAGAUGAGCUUCAGCGAAGACAAUGCCACGAGAAUUCAAUGUCCGCCGUUCUUCGACGGUCUGCUCUGCUGGCCUCGUAUCGACGCAUUGAUGACGGCGACUCAGCCCUGUCCACCGGCCUCGAUCAUGGGGUAUGCCAACCUGCAGACCGACAACGUGGACGUCCUGGCCAGUAAAGUCUGCCUGGCGAACGGCGAAUGGUUCCGGAACUCGGACGGCGUCACCUGGAGCAACUACAGUCUGUGCGCGUUGGACACACGUCACAUCAUCGACGAUGGUAUCGAGAGACUGACCUGGUAUCCGCGAUGGUACGAAACGGUCGCGGAGGCCACGCUGCUGAACAAAUGGUUGCCAAUCAUCAGAACAGUGUCGCAAUUGGGAUACGCCACUUCAUUCCUCACUCUCGUCAUCGCCAUGAUGAUCUUUUCUUACCUCAGGAAACUCAGAAAUCCCAGAAAUAGACUGCACAUGCAUCUGUUUGUGUCGUUUAUCAUGAGAGCUUUCAUGGCACUUCUGAAAGAUUGGGUCUUCGUCGAGGGCAUCGGACUGGCCUGGGACGUCGUCUUCGUCGGCACGAGCGCCUUUAUCAAGGAACGCAAUCCUUGGGUCUGCAAAAUCAUCACAAGUCUCUGGCAGUACUUCAUCGUGGCGAACUAUUCGUGGAUCUUGAUGGAAGGCUUGUAUCUGCACAACCUGAUAUUCUUCGUGCCGUGUACCGACACGAUAACCAUGUACGUCCUGCUAGGCUGGGGUAUUCCCGUCUUGAUAGUGGUGCCGUGGAUCGUGACACGCGCCACUAUCGAGGACACUCUUUGCUGGACCACUCACGAGAACCCUUCGCUGCUUCUCGUCAUAAGAGGACCAAUCAUGCUGUCUAUUUUGAUCAAUUUUCUGCUGUUUAUCAACGUUGUGCGUGUCCUGUACGUGAAGCUGAAGGCGUCGAUGUAUCUACAACGGAAGAAAAUGAAAUACAAGAAGUGGGCGAGGUCGACUCUAAUCCUAGUACCACUCUUCGGGAUACACUAUACCUUCUUCCUGCCGCUAUCCUACUGUAAGGAUUAUCAAAUCGAGCUCAUUUGGCUCUUUUGCGAUCAGCUCUUCGCAUCCUUCCAGGGUACCUUCGUGGCUUUUCUGUACUGUCUAUUAAACGGCGAAGUCAAGAUGGAGAUAAAACGUGCGUGGAAAAUGCGACAAUCAAAGCGGUACAUCAACUCCUUCGUCCACAACCACCGACAAUUCUCGAAAAAUUUGCGGGACGGAAUCAAUCGGAAGCGGCAUCGCUCGAAAAACGAGGAGCAAUCGGUCGGUAGCAGCCUCGCGGCUAAGACUAUGAAGAAGUUGUCGCUGAAAGAAUUUAAAUAGAUUUAGUCAUCUCUUUCCGUAUGUAUGCGGAAAGAAGUAUUUUAUAUGCAGAUACACUAUACCUUCUUCCUGCCGCUAUCCUACAUUGAUGGAAGAUGCAUUGAUGGAAGAUGGAACGGAGACGUAAGUGGGAUGGAAAAGCGACAGAAAGGAGUUAAAAGGAUAUUUAGACGCAUAUAACAACGAUUUUCUGUCUUAUAAACAUAUCUACUCUAUAUUCUUCUAAAUGUGAAACGUUUGAGUAUACUUUUACUCCGUGUGUCUUUUUAUCUCAUGCGGUUUGUAUAAUGUAUACCAAAUAUAAGCAAAUGUUUCUACUUUUGUGUCUUUAUAGCACCGUAAGAAUUACAUAUAUGUAAUAAUAAAAGAAAUAAUGCUGGAAA
This is a messenger RNA of Ooceraea biroi (clonal raider ant), 2863 nucleotides long. Its product is annotated as vasoactive intestinal polypeptide receptor 2. The record is from RefSeq and is a predicted model, not a curated record. Gene Ontology annotation, molecular function: G protein-coupled peptide receptor activity; peptide hormone binding. Gene Ontology annotation, cellular component: plasma membrane. Gene Ontology annotation, biological process: cell surface receptor signaling pathway; adenylate cyclase-modulating G protein-coupled receptor signaling pathway. NCBI's taxonomy places the organism in Eukaryota, Metazoa, Arthropoda, Insecta, Hymenoptera, Formicidae.